CUAUGGUGAUGUCAGUCAGAAUGGCUCCUCCUCUUCCUCUGAUCUUUCUGCUCGUGAUUCACAGGGCUUAUAGUCAGAAGGAGCAUGUGAAUUACAUCCAGCCACACAUCUGUGCACUAAAGGACUCAUCAGUGUUAAUGAGCUGCACUUAUACAUACCCUACUGGACUUCAGAUCAUGAAAGUGUUCUGGACCAAAACAAAUGUUAAAAAUGCUAAAAAUGAGUUUCCAGAUCUGUCUAAGGACCCUGAAUACAGUCAGAGGCUUCGGUAUUUGGGAGAUAAACAGCAGAACUGCACCAUCAGACUGAGUCAUGUGACACAGAAGGAUUCACACAAGUACUAUUUCAGAUUCACAACUGAUAAAGAUAAUGUGAAAUGGCUUGGCAAACAAGGAUUGACUCUUACUGUGACAGAUCUUCAGGUGGAGGCUCCUGAGAGAGUGACAGAGGGUCAUAAUGUCAGUCUGACAUGUAAAAGCAGCUGCACUCUGACUGACAGAGCAACAUUCAUCUGGUACAGAAACUCACAGCCAUUAACUGAGAGAAGAGACAGAAACAAUCAACUCCUGCUGCUGUCAGUCAGAAGAGAGGAUGCAGGCAGAUACAGCUGUGCUCUACAUGAACACACUUACAUCUCUCCUGCUGCUCAUCUCAGUGUCAUGUACCCACCAAAGAACAUCUCAGUGUCCAUCAGUCCAUCUGGUGAAAUAGUGGAGGGAGAUUCAGUGACUCUGAGCUGCAGCAGUGAUUCAAACCCACCUGCAGAAAACAGCUGGUUUAAAGGAGGAAUGUUUGUAGGAUCUGGAAGAAUCUACAGCAUCUCAAAUAUUAGCUCUGAUCACAGUGAAGAAUACAAGUGCAAGUCCACCAAUGAACACGGAGAGAAAUACUCUGAUGUUGUGACUUUAAACAUCAUGUACCCUCCAAAGAACAUCUCAGUGUCCAUCAUUCAGUCUGGUCAGUUCUGGGAGGGAGAUUCAGUGACUCUGAGCUGCAGCAGUGAUUCAAACCCACCUGCAGAAAUCAGCUGGUUUAAGGAGAAUCAAAGCUCAGCUGUUGGAUCUGGACAGAGUUUCAAUGCACUACAGAGUGGACGCUUCUACUGUGAGGCUAACAAUCAACACGGAUCUCAGAGAUCAGAUGCUGUUACUGUCACUGUUAAAGGACAUCUGGUGAUAUUACACAUAUCUAUGGUUUGUGGAGCUUGUGGAGCUGCAGUUUUCAUCGUCACGAUGCUGAUUGUGUACGAUAUGUGUGUGUGGUACUAUGCAAUGUCUGUAAAUGAGUGA
Molecule: messenger RNA, 1289 nt
Organism: Sinocyclocheilus anshuiensis
Lineage: Eukaryota; Metazoa; Chordata; Actinopteri; Cypriniformes; Cyprinidae
Product: B-cell receptor CD22-like
Exons: 6
Coding region: 3-1289 (428 amino acids)
Source: RefSeq, a predicted model, not a curated record